UUCGGGGUCGGCGAGCUAGCAAACAGUUUUACGCGAGAGCACCGUAUAGUCGCACGUGUCGUCUUAUACCACCACCGUGUCUCUAGCAGUACACACACGCGCACACACACAGUCACGCUCACGUUUGCAAUCGCGCGGUUACCACCACCGUUCAAUAUGAUCAACAUACAAUCGCUCAACACGUUCACGCUGCGCAAGCGGCAGAAGGUCUCCGUCAGGCGAAUGCUCUUCGGACCCGUCAACCACGAGGAGACGAAGAAGGGUCUGCAGAAGGAGAUGGCCAAGAUAUGCGACGCCGAUCGGCAGCGAUGGAACUUCGACUUCGCGCGCGAGACGCCGCUGCCGGGCAGCUUCGCCUGGGAGCGAGUGCCGCUGCAGUGCGCCGACGUGCAUCCGUCGUACGGCAUGGACCGUCUGCCGUUCAUCGGCGGCAAGUUGCAGUACGACUACGAUUGCGACGUGGCGCUGCUCUCGCCCGACGCGCGGCCGCGCACGCCCGAGCGCGACGCCGAGGACAGCGAGAAUCAUCGCGUCUUCCGGUUCGGAUCGGACGUCGUCGGCGACAGCACGCGGCUGCGUUCGCCGUCGCCGACAGCCGCGACGACCGAGGAGAGCAGGACGUUGACGGAAGCGGACGAUUCGCGACGCGCGACACGACAGCAGCAGACGGUGCCGCAGCGGCAGCAGCAGACGGUGCCGCAGCGACAGCGCACACUCACAGACUUCUACAGAUCUGUGAAGAGACCCUACAACGAGUCAUCACUGAUGGCAGGCAGUAAGCGGGCGCGCCGUUCGUGAUGCGUAGAGAGCUGAUGCGACUCCAUGUAAAUACAGGCGCGGUGGUAACUUGAGCUAAACCGAUGCAACCUGUCCGGCGGAUGAUGUUCCACUCAGAGGAAUGCUGCGAUGCUGCUGGCGGCACCCGAAAACACGAAGCGGUUCGGCCAGCCGAAGUCCCGGGAACCGAAGUCCGUUACGCCCGGCCUCAGCGCCCCCUGAUGACAGACAGAACGCACACAGUGGUUGCAUUUGCGUGCGCCUCUGCUACAUUCAUUCGCGAGAAGUAACAAACUCGUAAUUGUAUGGGAAAUGCGAUCAUUUCUCUUAUUCACGAUUACUACUUCGGUGACGUUUUUUUCUGUUGUAAUAUAAAAGAUAUCACUGGAUUGUUUAUUCCACAGAGACCCAUCUAGAGGCCACUGAGAGAUUUUUGCUAAUUAAACUACUUUAGAAAUAUUGAGAUUUAUGCUGGCGUUGAAAUUACCUUCGUGUUCUUGUUGUAUUAUAUAGAGCGCAAUUGUUGUGUAUAUAUGAAGCAAUCUAACAGUAUAUUGGACUAUAGAGAGUAGUAAUUAACGAUACGACAGUAUUCCGCUGUAAAAUCUGAUCUCAAUAUUUUACCGUGUAUUGUAUAGGCCGCGUCCUGUCUCGAAAUAUCUUACCCAAUUUACCUGCCGCUUUCAGCUACUUCUAUUGCUGAUUGCCAUAGCUGAAACUGAUCGCACAUCUUAUUUAUUGCAUCAGUUGUCACGGCCCCCUCAGACAACGACUGAUCUCGUUCUACAAAUCCCAUACGCUUAGCGCGUGAUACCGCACCGAAGAUUCCCACUCGCACACGCGUGGGUAUAUUUCUUUCUAAUCAUAAGAAUGUGAUCGAGAUUACGGUUUGUGUAGAUGUUUUGUAUGAUUCUUUACUACCUAUGUAAAAAAAAUAAACCAUCAAUAAAAAAAACGCGUUUGCCUGUAA
Priapulus caudatus is the source of this 1747-nucleotide messenger RNA. Its product is annotated as cyclin-dependent kinase inhibitor 1-like. The record is from RefSeq and is a predicted model, not a curated record. Gene Ontology annotation, biological process: regulation of cell cycle. Gene Ontology annotation, molecular function: cyclin-dependent protein serine/threonine kinase inhibitor activity. Lineage: Eukaryota; Metazoa; Priapulida; Priapulimorpha; Priapulimorphida; Priapulidae. Gene Ontology annotation, cellular component: nucleus. Bases 157 to 798 code for a protein of 213 amino acids. The transcript has 3 exons.